CCAAGUAUAAUCAUAACCAUAUUAUAAAUGACCUAAUCGUUGUACACUACACAUCUUUAGUAUUUCUUGAAGCAAUUCCAAGAUAUGUUCUUUUGGCUCCCUCCUUCCACAUAUUCUUUGCAGGUUGAGUAGAAUGAAAUUAUCAAGCACCCAAAGUGUUCCUUUCUUACUAGUAAUUAACAAGUUAUAACAUUUUGAAAACUGAAAUCACAUUUAAACACACAUAGUUCUUCUCGCUCUUUCUCAAACCCUAAACAUGAAACCUUCAUCACCAAUCUCCUUUACCUCUUCUUCCCUUACUCCUUCACUUCCUAGAAAACACCGUCUCUCUCCUUACCUCUUCACACUCUUAAUCUUCAUCUUCUUCGUCUCGGUUCUCUAUGGAGAAGAUUUCAUGUGCAUCUUUGGCCAGCUUGAGCCCACUUUUGCCCUCCGGCCCUCACCAUCAGCUGAGAAGAACAAGAAACCACAGAAGCUCGCGUUUGCUAUCGGUAAAACAGAGGAAAGCUGUGACGUAUUUAGUGGGAAGUGGGUGAGGGACGAAGUUACCCGACCACCGUACGAGGAAUGGGAGUGCCCGUACAUUCAACCUCAGCUUACGUGUCAAGAACACGGCCGUCCCGACAAAGACUACCAGUUCUGGCGGUGGCAACCGAACCGCUGCGAUCUCCCCUCAUUCAACGCCACGCUAAUGCUGGAGACAUUGAGAGGGAAGAGGAUGAUGUACGUAGGAGACUCGUUAAACCGUGGAAUGUUUGUAUCGAUGAUUUGUCUUCUUCAUCGUAUCAUCCCCGAAGAUCAAAAAUCCAUUAAAACUUCUGGUUCCCUCACUGUCUUCACUGCCAAGGAGUAUAACGCGACGAUUGAGUUCUAUUGGGCACCGUUUCUUCUAGAAUCGAAUUCAGACGAUGCAAUUGUUCAUAGAAUAUCAGAUAGGGUUGUGAGAAAAGGCUCAAUUAAUAAACAUGGUCGUCACUGGAAAGGCGUUGAUAUAAUCGUCUUCAAUAGUUAUCUCUGGUGGAUGACUGGCUUGAAGAUGAACAUCUUGCAAGGAUCGUUUGAAGAUAAGGAGAAGGUUAUCGUAGAGGUAUCGACUGAAGAUGCGUACAGAAUGGGGAUGAAGAGCAUGUUGAGAUGGGUGAAGAACAAUAUGGACCGUAAGAAAACUAGGGUUUUCUUCACAAGCAUGUCUCCGACUCAUGCCAAGGGUAUAGAUUGGGGAGGCGAACCAGGACAGAACUGCUAUAAUCAGACGACACUUAUAGAAGAUCCAAACUACUGGGGAUCAGAUUGUCGGAAAAGCAUAAUGAAAGUGAUUGGAGAAGUGUUUAGGAGAUCGAAAACACCGAUAACGCUACUAAACAUAACGCAAAUGUCGAACUAUCGGAAAGAUGCGCACACGUCGAUAUACAAGAAGCAGUGGAGUCGGCUUACGGCGGAGCAGCUGGAGAAUCCGACGAGCUAUGCGGAUUGUGUACAUUGGUGCUUGCCUGGACUUCAAGAUACUUGGAACGAGCUCCUCUUUGCUAAACUUUUCUAUCCUUAAUAUGAGAAAGAAACGAUACCGUUUUGUCAUUUUUAAGCUUGGAAAGAGGCCUUGGCCUAUUCAUUGAAUUUAUAUCUUCUUGUUGUGGGCUCUGAGGUAUGUGGCCCAAAAGAAGAAGUCGGCUCUAGUGUAAUCUUUGGGAGUUCAUAACAUUACGCAUUUGAUUAUGAUAGUUUAUAGUUAA
Molecule: messenger RNA, 1730 nt
Organism: Raphanus sativus (radish)
Lineage: Eukaryota; Viridiplantae; Streptophyta; Magnoliopsida; Brassicales; Brassicaceae
Product: protein trichome birefringence-like 33
Exons: 6
Coding region: 257-1546 (429 amino acids)
Cellular component (GO): Golgi apparatus
Molecular function (GO): O-acetyltransferase activity
Source: RefSeq, a predicted model, not a curated record